Colius striatus (speckled mousebird) is the source of this 5230-nucleotide messenger RNA. It is a transcript of the gene SYNGR3, whose product is annotated as synaptogyrin 3. The transcript is spliced from 4 exons. The record is from RefSeq and is a predicted model, not a curated record. NCBI's taxonomy places the organism in Eukaryota, Metazoa, Chordata, Aves, Coliiformes, Coliidae. Gene Ontology annotation, cellular component: neuromuscular junction; synaptic vesicle membrane. The coding region runs from base 1 to 693 and encodes 230 amino acids.
AUGGAAGGGGCUUCUUUCGGAGCGGGCCGGGCAGGGGGAGCCAUCGACCCCGUGGAUUUCGUGAAGCAGCCGCAGACUAUCCUCAGGGUGACGGCCUGGAUCUUCUCCAUCGUGGUGUUUGGCUCCAUCGUGAAUGAGUGCUACGUGAACACGGACAUCCGGACCCCUGACCUGCUCUGCAUCUUCAAUGAGAAUGAGAGUGCCUGCAGCUUUGGCAUUGCUGUUGGCAUCAUUGCCUUCUUUGGCUGCAUCUUCUUCUUUGUCGUGGACCUCUACUUCCAGCAGAUCAGCAGCGUGAAGGACCGCAAACGGGCCGUGCUGCUGGACCUUGGCUUUUCAGGUUUCAUGUCCUUCCUGUGGUUUGUAGCCUUCUGCUUCCUAGCAAACCAGUGGCAACGGACGACAAUGAGCAAAGCAGUUUCACAAGGAGCCGACGCUGCCCGGGCAGCAAUCACCUUCUCAUUCUUCUCCAUCAUCGUCUGGGUGGCGCUGGCGGUGAAGGCGCUGCAGAGAUACCGCCUGGGGACGGACAUGUCGCUCUUUGCCACGGAUCAGUUCGCGGCCGACGCCGGCGCGGCCUACCCCGGCUACCCCACCGGCAGCGGCAUCGAGAGCAAAGACACCUACCAGAGCCCCCCCUUCACCGAGACCUUAGACGCCAACCCCAAAGGUUACCAGGCGCCAGUGUACUGAGGGAGGGCCGGGGCCACGUGCCCAGAGACCGAGUCCUACGGUGCAGCACAUUUCACCGGUCGAUCGCAAAUGUAUUCAGUCCCAUUUCCUUAAUGUGGCAAGUCAGUGCUGGGUUCCUUACUAUUAGCUAGUUGUGCAGUGAAUUCUGUACAGUGGUAUUGGUUCUUGUCUUACCUGUCCAAGGGUUUUAUUAAAGCAGUGUUCCCUCUAAGCCAGAAGGAAGGAAGGUUGCUACCACGUCACCUACACGUGGGCGGAGGAUGAAUAAAGGCUCUUUUCUGAGGCUUUAUACCGGGCAGCUGGCGUCGGGCUCAGCCGAGCGCCUGGGAGAGCCCAGAGUACCUUCUCCUGUCAGAAAACACAGUAGCUGAGGAGUUGCCAUUGAAUCUCGUUCUUCCAGAGCUCACCCAGAAUCGCUGUGGUGGUGGCGAGGGCGGGUGGGCAGCGCUGGCGAGGUUGGCCCCGCGCUGCUCCUGCUGCCGAGCUUUCCCGGACACCUUCCACGGAAAGUGCCAAAUUCACCAGGGAAGAAGCAUCUGUGUUACUUUAUUUGUGUAUAUUUACUGUACAAAAAUCCAAACAGGUUUCAAACUUAGCUUAGGAUGCAAGCAGCAUGGGGGGUGCAGCGAGUCAGGGGAUUCUGUUGAAUAUCCAAGUGUCUUCUGUGCUUCAACGGGGUUCUGGUUGAGGAUGCAAAAAGUUCCUGUUGGAAACUGGAAACCAGUUCAGCGGUGGUUGGCUGCUACUUAGGAACAGCCUUUGUUCGGGGGACACUACUGUGUGUUGUGGUUCUGUUUCUUCACUAGGGGCUCGAAGGGCUUGCAAAUUUACAGCUAGUUACUGGUUGGCAAGGCUGAGCAAACUCCAAAGCUGCCAACACCAAAGGGGUGGGUGUCUCAGCGACUCAAAGUCCAAGUCAGUUAGGAGUGGCAUUGGACUGGUAUUUUUAUACCGGGAGCAGCCACCAUCUGUUGUUGGAGGCAGCAGAAGCUCAGGUGUGAAGGUAGAUUUUACCCUGCAGUCUCUGGAAAUGAGGAAUUCUGACAUAGAAUCAAAGACCCCAUAGGCUGUGGCCAUGUGGGGCUCCUGGCCUUGGGUCUGCAGGCAGCAGGAAGAGGGAUGAAUGAAAAGCACUCAGAGAGGAGGCUCAGGUUUUAGUUUCAGCUGCAAAAUUCCUGCCUUGCCAAGAACUAAAUGUGCAAGAUCCAGUAGGUCCCUGUCAGCAACCUGCCCGCUUGCCCCUCUUGCCUGUGCAGUGGCUAAGUGCUGUUUGUCACUAAGGACUAAGCAAAGGAGCUGAAACUUGAAUUCCAAGCACCUCGGUAGCAGCUCUGGCCUUGGAGGCCCCGUCUCUCCUGGGGUUUCGCGGGCUGGGGUUUCUCCUCACCGCUUUAGGUUGCUUUCUGCCUUCUGACCUAGCGACAAGCAAUAGUUCCCGGGCUGCCCCAGCUCUUCUUGUAGCAAAAGCAUCCAGGAGGUUUGUCAUCGUCAACACAGCGCGUUUCUGCUGCUAAACCGCAGGUAACCACAUUUGUUAACACGCAGCAAAUCUCAUCGAGCGGUCCUGGUCAGGGACAAAGUGCGUUACGGGGCUCCCCGACUCCUCAGUGCGGGUUGGGGGAGCGUGUGCAGCGUGGCUGGAGCCGCGCGGCAGCCGUCCAGCGGCGCUUCCCGCCACGCUGCAGCCUCCCCUGGCAGAGCCAUGGCACCGAGACCCGCUGUCCUGCCGCGAUCCCACCGUGGGCUUUUGCCCCAGUCUCUCUGGGCACCUCUGCACCCACUUUGAGGCCCAGAAGCUGCCGGGGCAGGGAGCGCUCAGCGGACGCUGUGCUGCAUUAUCUGAGUGUCAACUCGCUCAGCUGGUGCCAAGAGGUGACCCCGAGGCAUCUGCAGUGGCCCCUGGCAGCAGGGCUUGGUGAGCAGCGAGGCAUCCUCACGUUAAGCAGCCCCAGGCCCAGGAUUGAUUACAGAACCCUUGCGAUUCCUCUGGAGUCAGCCAGGCAAAGGAUUUCAGUACAGGGUAGGGUAGAACUGUAGCAAUAUUUUCCUUAGAGGGAACACUGAAAUUUUAGCAGCACAAACAGUACUUGUGUUAAUAUUUUAGCAAAAUUAUAAUCAAUUUAAAUGUUUAAAUUGAUUGUAUGUGAGAUAAUGUUUGUUGAGUACAUUGUAUUUUUUUCUAACUAUAUAACUGUUGCAGAGUUUCCUUGUAACCGUAAAGAACUAAAGCUCUGUCUGACCGCGGGACCUGUCCUGCCCCCUGGUGUAACCGUGCUGAAUAUUACAAGCUCUGAAUGUACGCACCGAGGCCUGCGUUGCCUUUCUUUUCCCCCUCCCUCCUCCUGAAGGGACCAACCUGCAUCUCCCCACGUGCUCCCACACCCGGACCGAUCUUAAGAGCAGCAGAUGACUCUGGCACAACUUCGGCCCCCCACCGAGGCACCGUAGCUCUUCUCAAGGUCAGCAGCUUUUUACAGCUCCCCAGAAGGCAGUUACUACCUUUAACCUUGCAGUCGGCGCAGUGAGUGUGCAGGGACCUGGCUGUGUUUUGCUGGGCAGGGGAAGAGGAGGAAGGGGCUUGGGCUCUCAAGAGGCUUCUUGGCAGUGGGAAGGCAGCACAGAUUGCUCUUUAAUCAAACUGGAGCCAGGAAUAACAUGACCAGCCACAUCGAGGCACCUGAAGGAAGUUUCACCCUGCUCCCUCUGCCACUGAGAGCGUUGCACUGGGAAGCACCAGCUGUGCCCCAUGGGCAGUGGCAGCAGCGUGGAUGGGCUGGCAGCCCACACAGCGGGGCUUUUGCAGGUGAGAGCAAUGGCUUUCUGCAUGUAGCUGCCCUGCCAAGGCUCUGUCAGGUGGAUGGGGUGGGACACACUGUAAUUACCAAAGCCUGUAGCCCACACACUUUGGGAAGAGCACUCGGCUACUUCAAACAAAACCUAUUUGCUGGUUUGUUGUUGGGGCCGUUGCUGAACAGCCACAAGCUCCCUGAUCCCAUGGCAGUGUGGGCUGGCAGCUGGCGAGGCCCCACAGGACUGAAAACAUGCUUAGAGCAGGGUGAGACACCAGCCCCCGGCGAUGCCACGUGCCUGCCCCAGCACAAAGGCCUCUGUGCAACUCCCCACUCACUGGUCUGUGUCAGCAGAGCCACAUGUUAAUGGUUGUAGCACAUUGCCCUGUCUGUCACUCGUCAGGCAGAUGGGUGUGCACAGGUCUAGAGCUCAAUAGAACCUCAUGGGCUUAUGGUUAGAGAAUUAGAACCAUCAGUGUAGUAACCAUGGUACAUUAUUUGGGGUUUGAGUAUUCCUGUCAUCAUCCUUCAUGCUCCCUUCUCUCACGUUUUGCCUCCUGGCAGCACUGGUGGCUUUCCUUGUAAGUGCCCAGAACACAGUGCAGGGGCACGUCAGGACGGGCUGUGCCAUGCUGUCCCAUGCCAGCCGCUGCCCGGCACUGGCACGGCCUGCCACAUAAUAAAUGUAGAGAUCUCAUAAGCCCCGCAGCUACCUCGGGCUUGCAGGGAUUGUGCUGCUCUCAGGCUUAGCAAGCUGAAAGCUUCUGCUCCAUCUUAGCACUGAAUUUGGGUAUAAAUAAUAGAACUGGAACAAUCCUGUCCCUUCCCUGGCAAAUCCUCCCAAAUUGCCUCACUCCAGGAGGCUGCUGGGGUCACACAGGUACUACUCAGCGCUGAAGAGAACCCCAUCCCGGGACUGCAGGUUUAUUUUAAGCAUAUUAAAAGCUUUGAAAGAAUUGGAUUUUUUCCCCCCAACAUUUUAAGCUGUUCCCAGGGAAGUGGAAGUUUUGCUUCACUGAUGGUGGCAAGAUCUUCCCCUGGCCCCUCCCCUGAGGUCGUGUCCCAGGGCAGUCGGGACUCCACCAGCCACUCUGCCUGACACUGUGUAAGACAGUUCCCAGCACAGCAACAGCCACGGCAUUUCUUUUCUACGUCUGCUGAAUCAGCAAUUUCUUACAGGGUAACUCCACCUUUCUCUCCACACCCACUCCCCAGCACGUGGCUGGUUCUGGUUUAGCUCUGCCCCCUGACGCUGUGAGGUCACUUAAACAAAACUCACACCAGUCUUUGUCUCUUUGCUAGUAAUUCACAUCAUUACCGCUGCAGGAGCAGCAUUUCUCUCAGCAGAACCGACUGUAGGUAGUUGCAGACCCUCUUGCAGCCUCUCUUUGCCCAAAGCUUGGUGGGGAGAGCCACAGGGUCUGGUUCCACGCCCCUGGAAGUGUGGUGGGGUGGGAGGAGAGAGGCUCAGAAACAGCCCCUCACUGCACCCACUCCAAAGCUAAGUUGAGCAUUUAAACCUUGGGUUCUGUAGGAGUUGUAAGAUGAGCCUGAGGCCAGGCGUGGUUGGCCCGUGUAAGGGGUGUUGCAGGUACCUCAGUGUGAGCAGCUCGCUUCAGGCAGCGGCUGUCCCUCCUCUCACGUGCGGUGUAGUACAACGUGGACUGUGUAUGGAAAUAAGUUACAAAUGUUUACAACUUUUGUAUAUAUUAUAUAUAUAAAAAUAUCUUUUGAGAGAACAAGCUGUG